Molecule: messenger RNA, 2142 nt
Organism: Juglans regia (Persian walnut)
Lineage: Eukaryota; Viridiplantae; Streptophyta; Magnoliopsida; Fagales; Juglandaceae
Product: trihelix transcription factor PTL-like
Exons: 2
Coding region: 103-1791 (562 amino acids)
Source: RefSeq, a predicted model, not a curated record
ACAAUCCGAGUCUGACGCUCAUAUCUCUCUUUCUUUCUCUCGAUACCUUUAUCUUUAUUCUCAGCCUUCUUUCUAUUUCCUUUUUCUCGUAUUUCAAACCCUAUGGAAAUGGAGGAUCAGUACGGCAUGCCUGAUCUGAGGCAACUUAUGAACGGCAGGUCGUCCCAUUUCCCGUCCAUCCCUCAGCCCCCAGAGCUGUUCUCUAGCCACCAUCGAAACCUCUCACCCAGCCACCACUACAAUAUGAUGAUGGUGGGUCGUGAAGUAGGGGCCGAUGUGUUGUCCCGUGGCCUUCCCGAGUUUCGCUCUGAUUCUGCUCCAAGUGUCGCUGCCACUACUCCCACCAAUGCUGUCGCCACUUCUGCGUCAACUCCUUCGUUCAGUGGGUUUGAGACCGAGACUGCAGGGUGCUUAGGAGGUGAUGGCGGCACUGGAAGAUGGCCCAGACAAGAGACUCUCACUCUUCUUGAGAUCAGAUCUCGACUGGAUCCCAAGUUCAAAGAGGCAAAUCAAAAGGGCCCUUUGUGGGACGAAAUUUCAAGGAUCAUGUCUGAGGAACAUGGUUACCCAAGAAGCGGUAAGAAAUGUAGGGAGAAGUUUGAGAACUUGUACAAAUAUUACAAAAAGACAAAGGAAGGCAAGGCUGGAAGACAAGACGGAAAGCACUACAGGUUCUUUCGCCAACUCGAAGCUCUCUAUGGAGAAACCAGCAACACCACCCCAGUCCCAGAAACCCAUUUUGCUGGACAUAGUCUUCGAUUUCAUAACACAAGCCAGAACACAACUCCAGCAAAUCAAGAGGCUUUUCAUUCUCAAAAGCAUUGUGAUCAUAGUCUUAGCCUCUCUAAUUCCUGUGAGUACGAUACCUCUUCCUCCAAUGACAAUGAUCUCAGCACCACGGUGCUGAGGGAGAACGAUUCGGCGGAGAAGCGGAGGAAGAGGAAAGGUGGAAGGAGCUGGAAGGCUAAGAUAAAGGGCUUCAUUGACUCGCAGAUGAGGAAGUUGAUGGAGAAACAAGAGGCAUGGUUAGAGAAGCUGAUGAGAACUCUUGAACAGAAGGAACAGGAGAGGCUGUUAAGAGAGGAAGAGUGGAGGAAACAAGAGGCAGACAGGAUAGAUAGGGAGCACAAGUUUUUGGCUAAAGAACGGGCUUGGAUUGAAGCUAGGGAUGCCGCUUUAAUGGAUGCCUUGCAGAAAAUUACAGGAAGCGAAGUGAAGGCUUCAUCGUCUGAGGGUCUAAUGGCCGCUGAAAUCCAAAACCACAGUGAAAACCAGAAUGAGGAUGGAAGUGAAAUACUAAAUAAUGGUGGGAAAGGUGAAAGUUGGCCGGAAUCUGAGAUUUCGAGGCUGAUACAAUUGAGAAAUGCCAUUGAGUUAAGAAUUGGGCCAAGUGGGUGUUCAGAAGAGGUUCUGUGGGAGGAAAUAGCAGGAAAGAUGGCUUGCUUAGGAUAUGAAAGGAAUGCUUUAAUGUACAAAGAGAAAUGGGAGAGCAUCAAUAGUUAUCCGAGAAAAACCAAGGCAGGUCACAAGAAGCGCAAGGAGAAUUCACGAGGCUGUGCUUACUUUCAGAACAGUGGAUCGUCCUUAUACAAUCAAGGAGGAGCCUUCUGCGAAAUCAGCGAACAAGAGCCAGAGACGGUGAGACUACAAGGGAAUGAUGGUUCUUCCCCUUCCAAUUCCAAUGUCGGAAAUUCUGUGCACGAGAGCUGCUUUCCUUUCUUGUUCGGCGAUGGGGAGAACUUGUGGGACAACUAUGGUUUGAAGGUCAACAAAGGCGAUCACAACCAGUAAGUACUAAAAGCGCAUUGGCGGCUGGCGAGGAAACCUGAAACUGGGCGGGUGAAGUAUUUGACUUAUUAAUUAAGAGGUAAGAGAUUUGAAUUACAAUAUAAGCCAUGGGAAAGUGGCCGACUGUGAAAGGAAAGAUCAGCUGACUGAGGAUCAUUAAUUAUGUAUAGGGGUUGAUAUCUAGUGGGUAUUAGAACUUCAGAAUAUGGACAUUUAAGACAAAAUAAUGGGUUUUUUGUUUUAUCAGUUGAUUGUGGAAGCUGGGAUGUUGCGAUCAUGUUGCUCAAAGUGGUGCGGUUAUCAUCUGAUCAACACUUGUAAGAUUUCCAUUUUGUGCUGGAUUUCCUUCUUGUG